GUCUUCGAAGUCUGGACCAGAUUCGAGAACGCUGCAUAGCUCAUUGUAUCCUUUAAAGCAACGGAAAUUUACACCGAUCAUACCUAUUCAAUCACCCGCUCGAUGCUCCCGCGUUGAGCUCAAUUCAGAAUGACCGCACCCUCGUUUUCUUCCUUUCCACCCUCGUUCGCCUCGUUCCCAGACCUUGAUCCUGGUCCGAGUAGGCAUAGCCUGUCCCCGACGCGAAAUGAAAGUACUGCGGACGAAUCUCGGGAGAAAACCAGAAAGCAUAAAAAGGAUAAGAGCGAACGCCACGGUAAGAAGUUGAAAGACGAGUCCCGAAAAGACAAGAGGCAUAAGACGGCAAAGGAUGUUCAUGAGCCGGUACUUCCCAGGCAACACAGACCUACAUCGAAGGAUGUGAUUAUACCGGAUGAUGAAAAACUCAAGGCCGAGGAGGAUAGACGUCUUGCUCAGAAUGAUCAUCAAGACAGCCAAUGGGAUUCUCGCCCAGUGUUCUUCUCUGAUCGAAAAGGUGAUCAACUAAAUGUUACAUAUGGCGGCAUCCACGCUGGUGAUAUUCCAAAAUAUCAUAUUGUGAACCGUGGUAGAAGUAUUCUUGGCCUUGAUGGGGACUGGACUAUCUAUCGCAAAGGAGGCAAGGCUAUAGAGAUAAACAUAGGGAGGAGGCAUAAGCAACCCGCCCUGACGGACUCAAGCGUAGCAACGUUAUUGGCAGCACCCCCAUGUCAACGCCUUAUUGGAUCUGGGGAUAGUUACAAGUAUGAAGAAGUGGACGGCUUCUUGCGACUACCCUCCAACCGCCGUCCCAAAGCUGCCGAAGACUAUCGUUCUAUAACUAAACACCAAGACAAUCUUGAUUCAGACUCUCAGUCGUCCGUUUCAGACGACAGCUCGGAUGAUGAGUCAGGAACACCCGUUCUUACAUCACAUCAGUUGUCCUUGAAGGCCCUGGAGCAGCAGCUGGCCGCUGAUCCAUCUUCAAUCGAAAUAUGGUUAUCACUCGUGAGACAUUCAAUAUCGAACAUCCCCCUCACCUCGAAAAAUGCGGCCAAGGCUCGCGCCGAAAUAACACUCUCUAUUCUCACUCGUGCUCGUGCUGCCCAUCCGCACAACCGCUCAUCUCGCAUUCUAUUCCUGAAGUAUCUGAGGGCAGGAGAGGAUGUCUGGCACCAGAGUAAAACUAAGGCCGAGUGGGAGGACGCCCUGAAACUCGGGGGAAUUGAAAUUUGGAUGGAUUGGCUUGAAUGGCGCAUUCGUACCACUGCUAGUGGAGUUGAUACGUCAGUCGCUGAUGCGACGCGCGUCUUAAACGCGCUCAGCGGCUCUGAGGGCAGUGAAAUUGAUAAUCUGCGUGUUUUAUGGCGAGUUGCAGUCGCAUUCCAACAAGCAGGCUACCAUGAACGCACAACUGCCUUAUUCCAGGCACAAGCGGAAUUAACGUUCGAGGCACCUCAGUCAUUACAUGGACUUCCCCUUGAAAAGCAAUUAGAGUCCCUUGAGGAAUUUUGGGAGUCCGAAGUACCGCGCGUCGGCGAGCCUGGAGCCAAAGGCUGGGGUGAUUGGAUCUCAUCCGGUCGACCCGACAACUCCGGUUCCCCGCUGACGGCGGUUGCCCAGAUGGACGUUGACGACCAAUCGAAUGACCCAUAUGUGCAAUGGCACCACGACGAGUUGCGCGCAGAUUGUGCAUCACAUGUACCCGCCCGCUCCACGGACAAGAGGAGCGAGUCUGACCCAUACACGACCGUUCUGCUUUCGGAUAUCAAGGCACUACUAUCGCCCUUCCACACGGAAGGUGCUAAGAAUGCCUUCCGUUUAAUCUGGUUAUCCGUCCUAGGCUUGCACAUUCCUGGUCUUGUGGAAACACUGUCACAGGGAUCUUGGGACGACAGAUGGUCAUACACGUACCUCAGUUCUUUCUCGCGGUUGCACUCGAUUUUUCCUGAUACUGCGAGACAGCGGCAAUUGCUCGCCGACUCUCUUGCUGGCACGCUCAUAGGGAAGGAAAGAGAAUUUUCGAGUGCAUUCGGCCCGAUCAAAGAGUGGAGUAGAGAUGCCCUCGGACCGUUGGAGUGGAUAGGCAAAGAUAAGUGGCGAAUGUGGACUGCUGUUGAUCUGCAAGGAAUCAACCAGGACUUUGUACGGGCCGUAUUCAAACAACUUAGGUGCGGCAGCGAGGAUUAUGAGUGGGACAUCUACGCACUAGCAUUUGAAGCAGCCCUUAGUAUCAAAAGCGCUCUGAAGCUCUCACGAACGUUUUUGUCGACAGCACGAGAUUCUCUGCCGCACUGGGUAGCCCACGCACGUCUGGAACGCUUGCGCGAGCACGUAGAUGAUGCCCGUAAGGUCUAUCAAACGGUGCUUGUAGCCUCUCAGCAUCCACCAACCCAGCCUUUCGUCGGUCAGUUAUGGCGGGAUUGGGCGGAGAUGGAAUGGCUCAGUGGUGACCAGAAUGCGGCACUACGUAUUAUCCAGCGCUCAGUCAACAUCGAGGGUUCGGGUGGCAUGAUGAUUCUUCGUGUAAAACGCAGCCUCGAUGAUACGAUUAAUUGCCCACAUGAGCAGUGGAAGGACCGAGAGGCUUGGAUAAGCCUGCGAGCCUUGGUCGAAUUGCUUACUUCCUCGUCUCAAGAUGCGGCACUCGUCAUCUUUGACUCUCAGCCUGCUGCCAGCGUUAAUGAGAGUCCUGGUCUCAGAGAAAGUAUGAUGGUUGCAUCUCUUAUGCUACUGUACAACCAUUUAGUCAUCCUACGAAGUCCUACUCCGCCAGCUGUCCUGAGGGAUCGACUGCAGAUUGCCAUCGACACUUAUCCGGGCAACAGCCUAGUGUUGGGCAUGUUUCUAGAGGCCGAGAAGGGACAUGGUAUCUGGGGUCGGGUACGGGCUCAGCUCGGACAAAGCACGGCUGAUGGAGGCCCGAUGGAAAAGAACGUUUCACGGCGUAUCGCAGAAGUCUGGGUUGCUGGCUGGGAGAAAGGCCGGUGGCAGAGUGAGAUCGAACGCACGCGGAGCGGUCUUGCUGCGGCUGCAGAAAGCGAGAGGACGAAAGGAAGCACUAUCUUGUGGCGUGUCAUUUUGGAAUUCGAGAUUCGAGUCGGGGAGUUGGAAAGGGCCAAGAAACUGCUUUACAGAGCAGUGCAUGAAUGUCCGCUUGGCAAGGAUCUAUAUAUGUUGGCUUUUGGGCCGCUGCGAUCUGCGUUUAGCGCUCACGAGCUUGACGCUUUCGUGGACAUAAUGGCAGAAAGGGGCAUUCGAAUGAGGAAGGGCGUAGAUGAAUAUCUUGAGAGGGUAACUGACGGAGAUGAACUCGCUUCUGAUAGGGAAGAUCUAGACGGUUCCGAAGAUGAGAUCGAACAUGAGGCGAGGGAGAGGCGGCUAUUGAUGCCAUACUAAGUUUAGUCUAGAAGUACUUUGCUUCGCAAUUUCCGGGUUCUCGAGGCUGUACGGUGUGCAAAUAAACAACAACUUACGCC
Molecule: messenger RNA, 3476 nt
Organism: Suillus paluster
Lineage: Eukaryota; Fungi; Basidiomycota; Agaricomycetes; Boletales; Suillaceae
Product: NRDE-2, necessary for RNA interference-domain-containing protein
Exons: 8
Coding region: 130-3396 (1088 amino acids)
Biological process (GO): regulatory ncRNA-mediated post-transcriptional gene silencing; negative regulation of RNA catabolic process
Cellular component (GO): catalytic step 2 spliceosome
Molecular function (GO): protein binding
Source: RefSeq, a predicted model, not a curated record